GCGUCCCGGCGGCGGGAGCGGGCGCGGCGGGGCCGGUUCGUGGCGAGCCCGAUUCGUGGCGAGCCCGGUCCGUACCGAGCCUGGUCGGUACCGAGCCGAGCCGUGCCGCUCCGUGCCGAGCCCGACCCUCCUGCCGCCCGGCCCGCUGUUGACAAGCGGCGGCGGUCGGCAGCGCGGCGGCGGUCGUCCCCAUGUGGCGGACGCUGGCCCUCGCCUCCGCCUUCUUCCCGGGGCUCUUCGCCUUCUGCAUCCGGUUGCUGCGCUGGGCCGCCCCGGGAUGGAGCCUCAAGGACCGCAUCCUCCUCAGCGGCAGGCUGGUGUCAACGGUCCAAGCCACGAUGGCUACAGUAUCGGGGAUCAUAGUUGUCCUUAACUGCAAGGACGUGGUGCAUGACAGGCACUGGCUGGCGGUCGAGUACAUCUGGGUCCUGGUUCCCUACAUGACCUAUGACAUUUACGUCAUGUACCUCUGCCACUGGCACAAGAGCCAGGACAAGGGAAUUGCUGAGAAGAAGCACUCUCUGGCCAGCAUCCGGAGCUUCCUCCUGCAGGAGCGGCUGAUGGUGACCCACCACCUCUUCAUCCUCAUCAUCCUCACCCCCAUCACGCAGCACUUCAGGGGAGAGCUGGGGGACUUCUUCGUGGGCUGCAUCUUCACAGCAGAGCUGAGCACGCCUUUCGUAUCGCUGGGCAAAAUCCUCAUGCAGCUCAAAAUGCAGGACACGCUCCUGCACAAGGUGAACGGGAUCCUCAUCCCGGUGACCUUCUUCCUCUGCCGUAUCCUCCUCUUCCCUUUCAUGUACGCGGCCUACGCCAGGCAGGCGGGGAUCCCUGUUUACCUGGUGCCUUUCCGCAUCCCCAUGCACUGCAACAUCGCCAACGCCUCCCUCAUCGCCCCCCAGCUCUACUGGUUCAGGCUCAUCUGCCGCAAAGCUGCCCAGCUCUACGGCGGCUCGCCCGCCCGCAAGAGCAGAUAAUGGCAGCGGCGGCCCAGCGCGGGGGCUGGAGACGGGUCAGACCCCCCUGGCUCUUCCACCUUCACCGUCGGCGCUGCAGGGACUGUGCAGGAGCAGAGCGGUGGAUGCAGCGAUGCCACUGGGCUGUCAUCGCUGGAAGCAGCUUUGCCAUCCCCACUGCCGUGCCCGGGGGCUGGGAAGGAUUUGUCCCCACACUGCACCAGUGCCUGGUGUGUGUCCCCAUGCGGGAGCCAGAGCAGGAGCCAGCGAGGAGGAGAUCUGCCCAUCAGCACGACAUUCCGCCUGGGAUUAAACACCGUGGCACUGGACCGAUGGUCACAUGAGAGGGGUUUGUUACCAUCCCCCAUCUUUCAGGGCUGACCCCAGCACCGAGCGGGCUGUGAGGGAGCCUGGAGGCGAUGCUGGAGCGUGCCCAGCCCCGGGCAGCGGCACUGGGGACCGGGGGAGCCGCGGGCCGGACCCGCCACCGCUCCAGCUCGCUCCGGUUCUGGUUUACAGCCUCCAGCUUCGGGCAGAGCUGUGGCAAAGUGCUGCACAGCCCGUUCUGACCUUUCCCGACCUCGCCUCCACACCACAGCCGCGUUCGGCCGCUCGCCUCCCACUGCUGGGCUCCAGGCUUUUCAGACUCCACUUACCCAAAGGUGCUUUUCACUACAACUGGCUGGUGUCUGCGGCUGGCGGUCCUGGGGUUGGGGGGCUCUGGUGUCCCCAGUGGGGCUGGAGGGGAGAGAAGCUCACACCAGGACAGAGGAACGGUUCUGCUGUCCUAGAACAUGUGCAGCGCCCACGGCUGAAGGGCAGGACGGGGACAGGAGACUGCCAAGUCCUCAUCCCACUAACACACGGGCACUACGCAGAGCCCUUUGCGGCAGGAGAUGCAGCUUCCAACCCCCUCCCCAAACUUUUAUCUGCCCCGCAUCCCCCCAACGGGUAUUUAAAGUCAUCUGCAGGAAGAACCAGCAACCCCAGAGCAGGGGACCGAGCUGUGUCCUUCACCAGUUCAGCCUAUUUCCACCUUUGGUCACAGCGAAACGGGGUCCCCAAGCCUCGCAGGUGCGGGCAGGUCAGACAGCCGCAGUUCGGUCCCUUCCCUGCAGUCUCCAGGGGUCCCUGUCCCAGGACAGGUACCACACCAGCACAGCCCCUGCACCCCCGUGCCCAGAGACCUGUGGCCACUUGGUGCCUUUUGUUCUGUCUACAAACCACAGCUGGAAGGGCUGAGGUCUUCUAGGUGUCAGAUGUCCCAGCCACGGAUGUAUUCUGGAAAGAAUAAAAUAAAAGGGCCUUCUCCACCGUGCAGUCGGUUAUUGUAGAAACAUUACUGUCACACUAACGACCGAGACCAGCAGAUGUUAUAAAACGCUUGCUACCUGUUAAAAAUGUUUGUAUCUCGCUGUUUUCAUUCCAAGUAAUGUGCCUUAUGUAAGGCCAAAAAAAAAAAGCCAAUGAGGCAUCUCAUUUUGCACUAACACUGCCCUGUUUACCACUGCACCUAUCAGGAGACCAAUAAAGAUUUCCUCUCUGAGUCACACCA
This is a messenger RNA of Columba livia (rock pigeon), 2511 nucleotides long. It is a transcript of the gene TLCD3A, whose product is annotated as TLC domain containing 3A. The record is from RefSeq and is a predicted model, not a curated record. Bases 192 to 977 code for a protein of 261 amino acids. Gene Ontology annotation, cellular component: membrane; endoplasmic reticulum. Gene Ontology annotation, biological process: lipid homeostasis. Lineage: Eukaryota; Metazoa; Chordata; Aves; Columbiformes; Columbidae. The transcript has 5 exons.